Fundulus heteroclitus (mummichog) is the source of this 717-nucleotide messenger RNA. Its product is annotated as T-cell surface glycoprotein CD3 epsilon chain-like. Gene Ontology annotation, molecular function: transmembrane signaling receptor activity. The transcript has 5 exons. The record is from RefSeq and is a predicted model, not a curated record. Gene Ontology annotation, cellular component: alpha-beta T cell receptor complex; external side of plasma membrane. NCBI's taxonomy places the organism in Eukaryota, Metazoa, Chordata, Actinopteri, Cyprinodontiformes, Fundulidae. The coding region runs from base 159 to 689 and encodes 176 amino acids. Gene Ontology annotation, biological process: positive thymic T cell selection; cell surface receptor signaling pathway.
GCAGACAGUCAAAGGGAGAACCACCAGCUCCAUUUGCAGUCCCAGAGUCUCUUUGAAAACGUUGCCUGGUGCUGUUCACAUCUUUUGGGGAACAUUCACGAAUUGGACCCAAACUUUAGAACGUCCAGGAACAAUUUAAGAAGGAACGUGUUGAGAAAAUGCCUCACAUCGGUGUUCAGGCUGCGGUUGUCGUCCUGCUCACGUUGGCUACAGCAGUGAAGACUGAAACAGGAGAAGUCACGUUCUGGAAUAAGGAUGUCGCAAUAAAGUGUCCAAAACACUCCACAGUUCAUGCAAAGGAUGGAACAAAAAUUCAUGACGGGAAUGAAUAUAUGUUUGAAUAUAAACAAGAAGUCCAGUACGAGUGUAAAGAUGCAGAAGAAAAAAAAACGUAUAGUUUCUACAUCAAAGGAAGAGUCUGUGAAAACUGCUUUGAACUAAGUGGCAAUUUUUUCCUGGUGAUAAUCAUGGCGGAUCUGUUUGGGUCAGUGGUGGUGAUGGCGCUGAUCUACAAGUGCUCCAAGAAAAAAAGCUCAGACGGACCGUCCAAGCCCACUAAAGCUACCCCUAAAACAGGAGGUCGGGCUCCACCUGUCCCAUCUCCUGACUAUGAGUCGCUCAACGUUCACACCUUAUCAUCCGAUACCUAUUCUACGAUGAACACUGGCAUGGUGAACAGGAUGGGAUAGAGACGUGUGCUUGGCAACAACAUUUAUU